Camellia sinensis is the source of this 1112-nucleotide messenger RNA. RefSeq lists its product as uncharacterized. Lineage: Eukaryota; Viridiplantae; Streptophyta; Magnoliopsida; Ericales; Theaceae. The record is from RefSeq and is a predicted model, not a curated record. Gene Ontology annotation, cellular component: mitochondrial matrix.
UCAUAACCCUAAAACCCUCGAAACCCUAAUACAUCAAAGCCCUCUCUCGUCUUGUCCAAACCAAAACCCUAAACCUUAAACCCUAACCCUCUCUUCUCUCUCUCGCUCUUGAAAUGGCGUUUGCUAGCAUGAUUCGCAGGUCAGCCUCCGCCGUUGUACCUCUAGCGAUUCGAGUAAUCGGAGGUCACAGAUACCACCACCACUGCUCUGCUCUUUUCUCCGCCGUCAAUCACAGCAAUCUCUCUCGUCAGCUCUCUCGGGCUUCAUUCCCAUCAAUCCUUCACUACUCUUCGACUUCUAAGAGGCCGAGUUCCGACGAGACUCUCCUCCGAGUCAUAAAGUCGGAGAUCAAGUGCGCCGAAGAGUCUGAUGAUCAUGGUCAGGAUGAAGAGGUGCCCGAUGGCUUCCCCUUCAAAAUUAAAGAUAACCCAGGCGAGCAGACAAUAUCAUUGACUCGAGAAUAUCAGGGUGAAACCAUCAAUGUUGAGGUUCAGAUGCCCGACCUUGUUGCUGGUGAGGAUGAUGAUGACAUUGCCGAUGCUGAUGCUGAGAAGAGUAAUCAAUCUAGCGUCCCCCUUAUCGUUAGAGUUUCCAAGAGUAGAGGACCCUGUUUGGAGUUUACUUGUACUGCUUUCCCAGAUGAGAUUUCUAUAGACAGCUUGUCGGUUAAGGAUCCUGAAAGCUCCGAGGAUCAAAUUGCCUAUGAGGGGCCUGACUUCUCGGAUUUAGAUGAAAAUCUGCAGAGGGCUUUUCACAAGUAUCUGGAGGUUAGGGGAAUCAAGCCCAACACUACAAAUUUCUUACAUGAGUAUAUGAUCAACAAAGACAGCAGAGAAUACCUGAUGUGGCUGAAAAACCUUGAGAAGUUUGUUGAGGCUUAAGUAUUUUUGGCUUGGUUGAACAGUUUUGGGACUGCAUUGCAUGAACUUUGUUGAUCUAUUGCAACUGCUAUUUAUAUAUGCAUCACAAGACAUAUUAUGCAAGUUCUAAUUUACUGAAGAGUAAUUAGAAACCCUUUUUAAGUCAGAAACUUUGAUGUGCUUGCUUGUUGGGGAAUCGGUCAAACUCCCAUGAUUCAUAAUUAUAAAGAAAAUGAUUUAGAUUUACUGUUA